CAAAUUCUUAUAACUCCAGUUAGAUCUCCUUCGUUAAAUUCAAGUUUCCUCUAUUUCUGCCAGCUUAUGGCAACCAGAGGAAGAGGCAGGGGUAGAGCCGGACGAGGGGGACGAGCAAGCCGAGGAGGUAGGGGCGGCGACCAGCAGCCAGACCCCCUUAAUCAGCUGCAGCCGCCGAUCUUUCAGCAGCCCCCACCUCAUCAGCAUCCCCCUGUCUUCCAGCAACCCCCUCCUAAUCAGGGGCAGAACCAUGUUCAGAUCAUGGGUCAGUUUCGUGUUCUGUCCCCGCCAACUUUCACCGGGGCAGACGGGCCACAAGCAGUUGAUGACUGGUUCAUGAACCUCGAGAGGAUCUUUGAGGUCCUUAACUACUCAGACCAGGAGAAGAUUGUCUGUGCCCGCUUCCAGAUGAUAGGGGAUGCGGGUAGAUGGUGGUCAGAUGUUUGGCGCCUUAAGACUACAGCCGAGAGAGAUGCUAUGACCUGGGAGCAGAUGGAGAGGCAGUUCUAUGCCCUGCAUCAGGGAAACCUAUCCGUAGAGGAGUAUGAGCGUGAAUUUACCAGACUGAGCCACUUUGCCCCGCACAUGGUGGACACUGACUUUAAGAAGUGCCGUCGUUUCCUGAACGGGCUGCAGAGGGACCUUCGCUUUGUGCUGAGUAGCCAUGGGUCUCUGACCUAUGCAGAGACCAUUCUGAGAGCUCAGCAGAUAGCGGCUAGUCAGC
This is a messenger RNA of Striga hermonthica, 724 nucleotides long. The record is from the annotation of a GenBank genome assembly. Lineage: Eukaryota; Viridiplantae; Streptophyta; Magnoliopsida; Lamiales; Orobanchaceae.